Messenger RNA from Otolemur garnettii (small-eared galago), 424 nucleotides. Its product is annotated as histone H2B type 1. Gene Ontology annotation, molecular function: protein heterodimerization activity; DNA binding; structural constituent of chromatin. The coding region runs from base 20 to 400 and encodes 126 amino acids. Gene Ontology annotation, cellular component: nucleosome. The record is from RefSeq and is a predicted model, not a curated record. The transcript has a single exon. NCBI's taxonomy places the organism in Eukaryota, Metazoa, Chordata, Mammalia, Primates, Galagidae.
UGCGGUUGGUUGUGUCGAUAUGCCUGAGCCAGCGAAGUCCGCUCCUGCCCCUAAGAAGGGCUCCAAGAAGGCGGUUACUAAGGCGCAGAAGAAAGAUGGCAAGAAGCGCAAACGCAGUCGCAAAGAGAGCUACUCCGUGUACGUGUACAAGGUGUUAAAGCAGGUCCAUCCGGACACCGGCAUCUCCUCUAAAGCCAUGGGUAUUAUGAAUUCGUUCGUCAAUGACAUUUUUGAGCGCAUAGCGGGUGAGGCAUCUCGUCUGGCGCAUUAUAACAAGCGCUCCACCAUCACUUCCAGAGAGAUCCAAACUGCUGUGCGUCUGCUGCUUCCUGGAGAGUUGGCCAAACACGCUGUGUCAGAGGGCACCAAGGCUGUCACCAAGUACACGAGCUCUAAGUAAUAGUGAGUUUAGUCACUGUCAAAA